AGAUUUCAUUUCAGUGGAUAACACAUCGUCUCUCCCUCUCUCUGAGACGUCUCCGGAAGCUUUUUCUUUGUUGUUUUCUUCUGGUCUUGUUGUCGCCGGCUCGACCCCGGACUGGUCCCUCAGCACCAUGGACAGUGCCUUGGACCGCCUGGACGCUGCAGCCUUUUUACAGAUCUGGCAACAUUUCGACGUCGAUGAUAACGGAUACAUCGAUGGGAAGCAGCUGGACGCCUUCUUUCAACGCAUGCUGGGAAAAUCUGGGAUGAAGAGGGAGGAGAUAACUGAGGACAAAAUCAGAAGACUGAGAGAAAGAUUCAUGUCUGCUUAUGACGCUGCAGCUGACGGACGUCUGCAGAUAGAAGAGCUGGCCACCUUGAUGCUGCCGGAGGACGAGAACUUCCUGCUUCUGUUUCGCAGAGAGACACCGCUGGACAACAGCGUGGAGUUCAUGAGGAUCUGGAGAAACUAUGACACAGACAGCAGCGGCUACAUCUCAGCGAUUGAGCUCAAGGGUUUCCUUCAGGAUCUCUUCCUUCAACACAGGAAGUCCAUCACCCCUGACAAACUGGAGGAGUACACUGACACCAUGAUGAAGAUGUUUGACAAAAAUAAGGACGGCAGGCUGGACUUAAAUGACCUGGCCAGAAUCUUGGCCCUGAAAGAAAACUUCUUGCUGAAGUUUAAGAUGGACGCCUGCAGCCAAGAGGACAGGAAGAGAGACUUUGAGAAGAUAUUUGCUCACUAUGAUGUUAGUAAGACAGGUGCGUUGGAGGGCCCUGAAGUGGAUGGAUUUGUCAAGGACAUGAUGGAGCUGGUGAAGCCCAGCAUCAGUGGCACAGACCUGGACAAGUUCAGGAAAGCCCUGAUGGGUCACUGUGACAUCAACGGAGACGGAAAGAUCCAGAAGAACGAGCUGGCUCUCUGCCUCGGCCUCAAACUCAGCUAACAGACCCUCGCAGCGUUCAUACAUGUGGCUUCUUUCCUCCAUCGCUCUUCCUCAUCCUCCCCAUUUGAACUUCUCCUUUAAGUGUGCAUCUUUUACUCUUUCCUCCUGCCUGGCUCAUUUCUGGAAGUAUGUCUCCUCUCUUGCUGGCUCCCACUGAUGUAUCUACCUAUUUUAUGCUCAUUAAUAAAGCACAGUACAUUUCCAUAAUUUUAUAUUUUUCUGUAUUAAAUUCUUAGCAGAGGUGGAAAUAAUUACUGAAUGUGGAUUUAUGGUGAUAUGAUAUAAACCUAAUCUAUUAAAUCCAUUUGGUGUUUGCAAGACUGAAUGGCAUGCUGCUUCUUUGUAAUGUGGUAAUACACGAAACAGUGUUUGCAUGAUUUUAUUGUGAAAUGACAGUUAAUAAAAUGUAUUUAAUCUC
Molecule: messenger RNA, 1364 nt
Organism: Larimichthys crocea (large yellow croaker)
Lineage: Eukaryota; Metazoa; Chordata; Actinopteri; Sciaenidae
Product: secretagogin
Exons: 11
Coding region: 128-946 (272 amino acids)
Biological process (GO): regulation of long-term synaptic potentiation; regulation of presynaptic cytosolic calcium ion concentration
Cellular component (GO): terminal bouton; dendrite; cytosol
Molecular function (GO): calcium ion binding
Source: RefSeq, a predicted model, not a curated record